GUAAGGCCAAUGUGAAUGUACAGUGGGAUGAGGGCUCAGAGCAGACUGCCCCUGCUGUGCCAGUUCGUAUCGUCUUCGUCUUGGUGGUCCAUGGCAGAGCGUCUCGGCAGUUCCAACGCCUGUUCAAGGCCAUCUACCAUACCUCACACUACUACUAUAUACAUGUAGACCAGCGAUCCAACUACCUCCACAGACAGGUGGGGGCUCUAGCGAGCCAGUACUCCAACGUCCGUGUUACUUCCUGGAGGAUGUCCACCAUUUGGGGCGGGGCGAGCUUGCUCACCAUGUACCUGCGUAGCAUGGACGACCUUCUCAAGAUGGCCGACUGGAAUUGGGACUUCUUCAUCAACCUCAGUGCAGCCGACUACCCUAUCAGGACCAAUGAGCAGCUGGUGGGCUUUCUGACAAAGUACCGGGACAUGAACUUCAUCAAAUCCCACGGCAGAGACAACACACGAUUCAUCCGUAAGCAGGGUCUGGACCGGCUCUUCUUCGAGUGUGACACACACAUGUGGCGCCUAGGCGACCGCAAGAUCCCAGAAGGCAUUGCGGUGGACGGAGGUUCCGAUUGGUUCCUUCUGAACCGCAUGUUUGUGGAUUACAUCAUCACCUCUGAAGAUGAGCUGGUCGUCAGCAUGAAGCGCUUCUACACAUACACACUGCUGCCUGCCGAGUCGUUCUUCCACACAGUGCUAGAGAACAGUGCUCACUGUGAGAGUAUGGUGGACAACAACCUGCGUAUCACCAACUGGAACAGGAAGCUGGGCUGUAAGUGUCAGUACAAACACAUCGUAGACUGGUGCGGCUGCUCCCCCAACGACUUCAAACCUCCUGACCUGCCACGCUUUCAG
Molecule: messenger RNA, 851 nt
Organism: Oncorhynchus gorbuscha (pink salmon)
Lineage: Eukaryota; Metazoa; Chordata; Actinopteri; Salmoniformes; Salmonidae
Product: xylosyltransferase 1-like
Exons: 5
Biological process (GO): chondroitin sulfate proteoglycan biosynthetic process; heparan sulfate proteoglycan biosynthetic process
Cellular component (GO): membrane
Molecular function (GO): protein xylosyltransferase activity
Source: RefSeq, a predicted model, not a curated record